Molecule: messenger RNA, 1937 nt
Organism: Monomorium pharaonis (pharaoh ant)
Lineage: Eukaryota; Metazoa; Arthropoda; Insecta; Hymenoptera; Formicidae
Gene: Tmem98
Product: transmembrane protein 98
Exons: 4
Coding region: 592-1263 (223 amino acids)
Cellular component (GO): endoplasmic reticulum
Source: RefSeq, a predicted model, not a curated record
AAUAAAACUGAAAAAUUGUUUGACAUAAAAUUUAGAAUUGAAUACUUAAAUCCAAAAUUAUAGAGGACAUUUUUAAAUACACAAUUUAUCAUCUCAAUCUCAUUUUUCUUUCCGUAAUCUCCACAAGAAAUUAAUCAUGUUUACAACUAACUUUUAAUGUAAUUUUUAACAUAAAAAUAGCAUAGGUAUUGCCUCAUCUUACCUUUAAAAAAAAAGUCCAUUUUUACUAACAUAAAUUAACUUUAAUUUCAGUUAUUUUUUUAUCUUAACCGAGAUUAAGUCAAUCUACAUUGAUAAUUGGAGAUGAGUGGAAAUGAAAUGGAGUUAAUCGGAGUUUGGUUGAAAUUACUCUAAACACUUUGCACGGCUGGCGUCGCCAGUCGUUGAUCUCGCGACUGGUGAACAGGGCUUAAUACCCGUGACAGUCGCCGCCUCUCACCAUCGUCGCCUCCCAUCGUCGAGAGAGUGGAUCACGACGCUGCGCGAUUGUUGACAUUUCGCACUGCGGAUGCCAAUGUAAAUCUAGAGGCUCGUCGCGACGCUUCGAUUUGCCAGGUCUGGUAGGCGUCACCCUUCGACUCAUCCUGAGCCAUGAGUUCGAUAUCCAUGAGCAAUGCUGGACCAUCGGCCACCGCUACUGGUAUGGAGACGGUAGUGGCGGUCGCUCUGGGUGCACUCGCCGCGGUCUUUCUCGGCGCGCUUCUGGUGCUCCUUGUUAUUUGCCGCAGACAACGUUGCUAUUACAAUCAGAAGGACUCCGCGGAGCUUAGCUCCGAUUUGCUCGAGGGAGAGAACAUCACUGGCCUGGGACUAGAUGUGUGGGAGAGCGAAGAAUGGCUGGCAGGUGCUGAAAGAUGGGUAGACGAUGCCACUGGUUUAGCUCCGCCUUGUAUAGCGGUGCUUCGAUCUUGUCAUGCUCUCGCCGCUAGUCUGACAACUAUUGCUGGAACUGUCAACAGUAAUACUGUUCCGCUAGAGAUAGUAGACGUUGCCCGACGUAUACCACCUCGCGUGGACGACGUUGUACGCAGUCUGUAUCCACCGUUGGACGCCAGAUUAUUGGAAGCUAGAGUAGCGGCUCUAGUGUUGGCGGUGACUCACUUAGCACUGGUGACCAAGCACGGCGUUCCUAAGAGCCAAGCCAGGAAGCUGGCGUUCAUCGAUCAAGCCUUGAACGACAUGGAUACGCAUCUGUUGGUGCUGAGAAAUGCAGCGCUUGCUCAGGAAGUGGCUUGCUCUAUCCCGGCAUCUACGCCAGUUUAAGUUUUACAUCGAUGAUUUCGCGACGAAAUCGAAUCUCUCAUUUACCACAGUAUUUAUAAUUAUCGGAUUUAACUCUAGCUUUGCUCUCAUUAUGAUAAAGUCGACAGCAACGGAAGCUGUAUGUAAUACGGUCGCUAGACAUUUGUUAAUGUAGCGUACACGUCGAGUACACUUCGAGCCACGUAUGUGCCCGGCAAACAUGCGAAAAAAUGGGUCAUCACUGAUCUCAAGGCACAAAAUGAACUAAAGUUCGAGAUUACUAAAAGAGAAAAACUCGUCGGUGCUUUAUGUCAAUUACUAUAAAAAGAGAAUGCAUAUAUAUAAAUAUAUAUAAAUAUACUAGAUAUACAUAUGCACAUGCAUAUGUAUAUAUACAGCACACGUCGAGAGAAUAUCGUGAAGAAUAUAUUUUAAUAGUUUUUAAAACGCGAUGAAAAUUCGCUGAUAUCUCUCGACAUUUUGACAAUACACAGAAAUAUAUGAAAAUGACGUCUUCCAGGUUAUAUUAUUAGUUAUUUAUACGUAUACGAAUAAAAAUGUAUUUUGGGACUAUAUAAUCGAUCGUACCUGCGAUAAUGUUUGUACACAUUACAAUAUUUUAUAUUCCUGAAGAUAAUCAAAUUGUUUUAUAUUAGUCACAGGAGUUUAUAAUAAAGAUAAUCGUUAAAGAGAAA